ACAGAGCUCGAAGAUUUCAAGGAUGGCGAUCUAUCGAUCGACACCACAUGGAAAAUAACGACGUGAACGUAAAAUUCGACGAAAUUACGUGUAGUUUUGCUUCGAAGCGCGAUCUGAUGUUCGCAAAAUUGUAACUUCGCGCCGGUCGAUCGAGCGGUCGCGUUGCAUGACUUUCGGAACGUCCGCGACGAAGAGAAGAGAGAACUUGCUGAGAAGCAAUACGACACACGGCUAAGCAAGCAAAGUGUAUAAUCGUAGUUACUGGGAAGACGUUUCAACGUGAUAACAUUGAUCGUUCGCAGCAGUUUUUACAACAUGUCAGAUUGGGACACCGCGCCUAUUACACUGCGUAAACGCGCUCCAAAAUCGUCCACACUCAAAACCGAGAAGGCGGUGAACGAUGCACGGCGGCAGGGUUUCACCGUAGAGACACAAGCGAAAUAUUCGAUAAAUACAAGGGGUGGCGGUGCAAACAGACAGCACGUAACCACAAAAAAUACAGCUAAAUUAGAUCGUGAAACAGAAGAAUUAAAACAUGAUCAAAUUCCACUUGAACUUGGUAAACUUAUACAACAAGGAAGGCAAAACAAAGGAUUAUCUCAAAAAGAUUUAGCUACAAAAGUAAAUGAAAAGGCACAAGUCAUUAAUGACUAUGAAGCAGGACGUGGAAUACCAAAUCAAAUGGUCAUUGGCAAGAUCGAGCGAGUACUUGGAAUUAAAUUGCGUGGUAAAGAUCGCGGCAGACCGUUAACGACCCCCGGGACGAAGAAGUGAAUCUCGGGGGGGAAACAGUCUACUUUCGAUCUUUAUAUACUAUUUCCAAGAAAGAACUAUGAGAAAGAUGGUAGAAUGGAAUGCAACAAACAAACCCCUAACCUUCUUUCCUUUGGUUACAUUGAUAUGAUAAGAAUGGGUUAUAAUUAACUUGCCUUUAUGGUAAAAGAAAUAUAUUUUAGGAUAUCGUGAAUACACGUGUAUGUGAAGUAACAUACACAGUACAUACAAUGCAUAUAGUGUAAUAUUAAACAAGGCUUAUUGAGUUACCUUUGCGUAAUCAUUUACAUAUUAUAGAUUUUCAAGUGUACAUUACUAAUGCUAAUUAUGAAGUAAGAGCAAAAUAUGUUUGAAUGACAGAAUAAAAUUCUUAAUUUAUAAUAAA
Formica exsecta is the source of this 1159-nucleotide messenger RNA. It is a transcript of the gene mbf1, whose product is annotated as endothelial differentiation-related factor 1 homolog. The coding region runs from base 316 to 774 and encodes 152 amino acids. Gene Ontology annotation, molecular function: DNA binding. The record is from RefSeq and is a predicted model, not a curated record. NCBI's taxonomy places the organism in Eukaryota, Metazoa, Arthropoda, Insecta, Hymenoptera, Formicidae. Gene Ontology annotation, cellular component: nucleus. The transcript is spliced from 5 exons.